AAAGCAUCGCGUGUACGAACAGGCAGAGAGCCUCCGAGAUCCGAGUCUGCGUCGGCAGCAGAGCCCCUGCUGGAGCCGUGGAAGUAGAAUCGCGAAGGCUGUCUGUAUUAAAGACGCAUUUCAUUGCAGCAACGCGGUAGUAAAAGUCUGAACCCCAGGGGUUGUACUUAAUAGCAAGCACUUGGACUUGGCGUCUGCCUGGGCAUUCCGAUACUAUACGGUGCAUUUCAUGCGCAGAAGUGCGGAAUUGGACGGGUGCCUAGCUGCGCGAUAUGAUAUGAUUCAGUCGCCGAUGGGAGGUAUUGUUGAAGUAAGGCGAGCAGCCCUUGUCAUCCAGCGUAUCGGUGUGGGCGUGUGAAGGCAGCGUGGUCGGUAAUCACCGCAUCCCGCACAUAAUCCGUUUUCUGAUGGGGCACAGACGGGGCUCCCCGGGGAGUCGGGCCGAACUAAAGACCCGUUUCUAAUCGCGAUUUUUGCGAUACAAGAACCAGAAGCGCACCAAAUGCCAAACAGUCUGAAAGUACACUAUGGAUUUCGACAAACUGGCGACGUUGUGGAUUCUGUGUCUGUGCCUCGCGGGGAAGUGUCUCGCGGACAAGCCGGGUCAAGUGCACGCGGACCAGCAGCAUGUUGAUGAAGGCCUGUCAGAGCUGUGUCGGUUCGAGGAGGCGCUCUGCCAGGACGAGAACGCCAUGCUCAGCUUCGAGGCCCUCCGCAGCAUCCACAUGCAGAUGGACGACGAUGCCAACGGCAACGUGGACGUGUCCGAAACCGACGUGUUCCUCAGGGAGGAUCUGCACGACCACAACCCCAAGGCCAAGCACAACAGCUUCCACCGGGCAGACCUGCUGAUCAGCGUGGAGGACAUGUGGAACACCUGGAGGAGCUCCGAGGUGUACAACUGGACGGUGGAAGAGGUGGUGGAGUGGCUGACUGGCUGUGUGGAGCUGCCGCAGUAUGAGGACGCCAUCAAGAAGACGGGCAUCAAUGGGAGCGCCAUGCCCAGGCUGGCGGUGAAGAACACCACCCUCACCAUGUCCAUCUUAAAGAUCCUGGACCGGAGCCAUGCCCAGAAGCUCCAGCUUAAAGCUCUGGACACAGUUCUGUUUGGACCCUCUCUGAAGAACAGGCACAGCCACCUGAAGGACUUCCUGCUGGUGGUCUCCAUCGUGGUGGCGGUUGGCGGCUGCUGGUUCGCCUACAUGCAGAACCGCCACUCCCGGGACCACAUGGCCCAGAUGAUGAAGGACCUGGAGUGGCUGCAGAGGGCGGAGCAGAGCCUCCACGACCUGCAGCAGAAGCUGCAGCAGGCUCAGGAGGAGCACCGCUCGGUGGAGGUGGAGAAGGUGACCCUGGAGCAGCAGCUCCGGGACGAGAUAAACGCCGCCAAGCAGGAGGCGCAGCGGCUCAGGGAGCUGCGCGAGGGCACCGAGAACGAGCUCAGCCGGCAGAAAUACGCAGAGGAAGAGCUGGAGCAGGUGCGCAUGGCCCUGAAGAAGGCGGAGAAGGAGCUGGAGUCUCGGAGCAGCUGGUCUCCACCUGAAUCACUGCAGAAGUGGCUGCAGCUGACUCACGAGGUGGAGGUGCAGUACUACAACAUCAAGAAGCAGAGCGCCGAGCGCCAGCUCCUGGUGGCCAAGGAGGGGGCGGAGAAGAUAAAGAAGAAGAGGAACACCCUGUUUGGGACCUUCCACGUGGCCCACAGUUCCUCGCUGGAUGACGUGGAUCAUAAAAUCCUGACUGCGAAGCAGGCUCUGGGGGAGGUGACGGCCGCCCUGCGGGAGAAGCUCCACCGCUGGCAGCAGAUCGAGAUGCUGACGGGCUUCACCAUCGUCAACAACCCCGGCCUGCCCUCGCUGGCCUCCGCGCUCAACCUGGACCCCAGCUUCAUGGGGGGGCGGAGCCCGCCCCAGCACCUCAUCUUCUCUGACGACAUGGACGACAUGGACGAGGACAUCAUGUCGCCGGGAACACUGCAAUACGCCGCCUGGCAGAUGGACCGGCGAGUGAGCGACCUCUGGCCCAUGUGUUCCGACAGUCUGUCGCCGUGGAAACAGUCCGCCCCCAGCCUGAUGUCCCUGCGGCAGCGGCACGUUGACCCCCAGCUCUCGGGGGGCUCUCAGAGGGACCUGAACCGCUCGGACUCAGACUCCUCCCUCUGCCUCUCCCACUCGGCCGAUCAGCUCCGCCUGGCCGCCUCCUUCGGCUCCCGGGGCCACGCCCCCGUCAGGCCCACCUCCCUCCUGGCCGGCCACGCCCCCAACGGCGGGGCCCGCCUCCCGGAGGGCGGAGCCGACAGCCCGCUGGUGAUGAAGAGGGCGUACGUCAUCGAGAAGUCGGCCAGCCUCGGGGAGAUCAACACCACGCUGGUGGGCCUGUCCCAGUCCGAGUCCUCCCGCUCCCUGAGCCCCGCCUCCACCGAGCUGGACACGCCCUCCCCCGCGGGGGUCGCCCGGGGCAACGGCAGCCGCAUCCCCCAGUUCACCGCCAAGAAGAGCCCCCUGGAGGAGGACAGCGGCUCUACGGGCGAGGACACGGACUCCGCCGCCUCCCGCAAGAAACACACUUUCAAGAUCUUCAAGAAGCAGAAGAAGUGAAGUGACAACCCUGCGCUCUUUUCUGAAAUUAGUUUUUUUAUUAUUUUCGGUCCUUGGUUUAAAAAAAGAAAGUUGAGAUCUAUCUGUUGACCAGUGUGUCACCUGGCACAGUGAUUGAUUGGCAGGUACUUUAUUUUUAUCUUUCAAAUUUCUUUUCGGAGGGAUAACUGCGGGAGCAGUCGGUUAUUUUCGUUUUUCAGGUAUAAAUACUUUGUAGGUGUUUCCUAUUUUUUUUGGCUUUAGGUUAUUUUUUUAAUGACUUUGGUCGUUGGGCCGGAGUGAGGAGAGGUCUGAAUGUAUAGCGCUAUUUAUUCUUCAGGAUACAGUUUCACAGGGGAAUCCUCCCGCGGUCUUUGUGGAUUUUGUAGCUUUAAAUCGGUCGGUUAUUUGCAUGUCCAGGUCUUUGUUUGAUUGACAGUGUUACACUUUUAGGUGUUUGCUUGGUCUGUGCCUCUUUUCCCAGCACGGGAUACAGACACUGUCCUUCUUUUUUUGGGGGGGGAGGGCGGAUGGGGUCCUGCCCUUCCCCCCUCCACACCCCCCUUUUUUGUGCUGACAACAAGGGUCGUACCGUGUGACCAAACGACAGAUCUCACGCAUUUCUCAACAACGCACAAACGCACAGGAGACGCGCGUCCGCGGACGGCCGCUGACGGCGGCGCUGGGGUCUCACAGACGUCCCGCGCGCGGUCGACCUCCGGGCCCCGCGGACCCCCGUACGGGGCACAGAGGAGCCGAAAUCAUUCCCGUUUACUCUCUACUCCUGUCUAUGCAUGCCUGGGAAGAGAUCACUGCAACUCCACCGAGCAGCAGGAACCGUCUCAGCUCUGCAUGUGGGACGGUCUGGAACUCCUGUUAGUUUACAGAGAGGAGCUUCUGCUCUUUGGUCCACAGUCGCAGGACUUCUGGGAUACGUGCAGCUCAAUGCUGAAGGAUGCUGGAGGACCCCCCUUAAUCUUCCUUUCAGACCAAAAUUUUACAGAGAAAUGUGUGUGCCAUCCCAGAAUGCCCUGGGGCAAUGAUGAGUGGUAUCCCAGAAUGCCCUGUGGCAAUCAAUCCCAGAAUGCCCGGGGGCGAUAACUGAUGUGACGGAAUGCCAUGAGGAAAUGGGAGACCUCCCAGAAUGCCCUGGGUGCUGUCUCAGAAUGCCAGAAUGCCAAAUGUUUGCUAUCCCAGAAUGCCCUGGGUGAUGGGCCCCUUUAUUCAUAAAUCAUCAGAGCGAUGGAGCCGAUGCUGGAACAGCACUCCUGCUGUCAGACCCUUUGUGAAUACAGGUAGAGUUCUGUGCCUUUUGGAAUGGGUGGGUCGACCGCCUCCCGGAAUCCCGGCUCGGGACCGAAGGACUAUGCAGGGGUGUGGCGUUCGGUCCGCCGGAGGGGCCCAAACUGUGGAGAGCAGCGCACCUUUAAGCACCUGGGCUGAUUAGCUAACGCAACCCAGGUGCGCGUGCUCUCUCCACCAGCCGGCGCAGCCGAGACCAAUCCGCCUCUCAGGUGGACCGAAUGCCUCAAGGUGUAACCCACCAAUCACAGAACACGGUGUAACCCACCAAUCACAGAACACGGUUUGUUUCUGGUUUUUCCCAGGAUGAGGUUGGUAACAUUACCUUCAAAAAAAAAAAAAAAUUGUGAGUUUAAAGAGAGAAGGUUGUUUUUUUUUUUUGUUGUUUUUUUUGAAGCAUCGGCCGUUUAUAUUUAUAUAAACAUUUAAAAAGUGAAUUUGUAUGACUUUGUUUUGCACGAUGACGCUUUGAUUGGAUACUGCUGUCAGACAGUGUAUCGUCUGUCUGUCUGUCCGUCUGUCCUUCCCCCGCUGGUGUACUAUGAUCCUCUCCACAGUCUAUGCAUGCCACCUGAUGCCACUCCCAGAUGGCAGAAUUAUAGGGGCAAGGGGGGAAUAAAAAACAACAAACUCUUUUUUUCCUUUUUAGCUUUUACUCUAUCUUUGUACAAAUUUCAUUUUAUUUUUUUUUUGCAUCUUCUGUGGUGUUGUGAGACUGAAAGUCUCCAGGACACUCCUGCAUGACCAGCAAUAAAAAGUAUUUUGAACGAAAAAA
Messenger RNA from Anguilla rostrata (American eel), 4653 nucleotides. RefSeq names its product stromal interaction molecule 1b (gene stim1b). The coding region runs from base 528 to 2597 and encodes 689 amino acids. Gene Ontology annotation, molecular function: protein binding; calcium channel regulator activity; calcium ion binding. Lineage: Eukaryota; Metazoa; Chordata; Actinopteri; Anguilliformes; Anguillidae. The transcript is spliced from 14 exons. Gene Ontology annotation, biological process: intracellular calcium ion homeostasis; store-operated calcium entry; activation of store-operated calcium channel activity. The record is from RefSeq and is a predicted model, not a curated record. Gene Ontology annotation, cellular component: endoplasmic reticulum; plasma membrane.